UUGGGAUGCGAUAUUCCCUCAAGAUUAAGGCAACAAUUGGGGUUUUUACCAAUACCAACGACCCACUAGUUGACCGUUACCUGUUUUUUCAAGUAGGUUAUAUGCGAUUCUUCGCAGAGCAGUCCAUAGUACAUAAAAGAUGUCCCGCUCUUCUACUAAAUGCCGAUGUCGAUGCCGACAUUGUUAUUUCGGAUGUUGAACCAGAUUUAUUUGACGCUCUGUUGUGGUUUAUAUAUAACAAGAAGCUUCAUUCUCGUGACCUAGAAGAUAUCCAAAAAUCCAACUGGCGUGAUCCCAAUUCGUUUCGCAUGCAGAUAAGGACACUAUCUAUACGCUACCAAUUGCCCGGUUUCGCUGACAAUGCAGAGGUGUACUUAGAAGAUUUAUAUCGCCCAUUUUUGAAAGCAUGGAGCACUGUACGGCGGAUUACCAGUAAGAUAGCUAAAGUGAUGGAUUGAAGCUAAGUGAUUCACAAAUGAUGGAUUGAAGGAAGAUUGGUGUGCCUAUUCCUCUCUCAUCAGAUUUCAGUAAUAAAUUUACAAAAUUACUUAGUAGAGCUACUUGUUUUUUCUACUUUAAGUCAUUAGAUUACUUUCAAUCUAUUCAAGUUUGGUUUCGUUACAUUCCGCA
Molecule: messenger RNA, 630 nt
Organism: Salvia hispanica
Lineage: Eukaryota; Viridiplantae; Streptophyta; Magnoliopsida; Lamiales; Lamiaceae
Source: RefSeq, a predicted model, not a curated record